AUCAAAUUAAGAACAUUUGUUGUCGUGCUCAAGUCCAACCAACAUCAGAACGGUUUUCGAAAUAACACUGACGACAUCAUGAGAAUCCUGCUGCUCUUGUAUUUUUCCAUUGAAAUAGUGUCUGGCCGAUUUUCGAAAGAUAUUCAAUAUCAUCCUCCCAAUCGGUUGGCAGGUCGUGAAACCCCACGCCCCACAACCACUCGUUUCUUUGAAGAUGUGGGUAAUGGCAAGCCCACACCGGAACAUGAAAAGGACCCCGAGUAUUGGUAUUCUCUGGCCAAAUUGGAAAUGAAUAAAUUAUUGGAGCAAUGUUCGUAUAAUUAUAAUAAGGCUAAGAAUGUUAUUUUCUUUCUUGGCGAUGGCAUGGCCUUAAAUACCCUGACUGCGGCACGCAUACGCAAAGGCCAAUUGAAGGGUAAGACGGGUGAAGAGGAAUCACUGAGUUUUCAGAGGUUUCCUCACACAGGAUUGAGUAAGACCUACUGUACCAAUGCCCAAGUACCCGACUCCGCUUGCACAGCCACAGCCUAUUUGUGUGGCGUGAAGACCCAAAUUACUUCCAUUGGAGUAACGGCAAAUGUUGCCGCCGAUAAUUGCACUAUGAGCAUGGAUCCCGCCAAUCACUUGGAAUCAAUUGCGGAUUGGGCACAAAGGGCUGGCAAGUCCACAGGUUUUAUUACAACCACCUCUUUAACUCAUGCCAGUCCAUCGGGUUUGUAUGCCAAGACAGCAAGUCGUUUUUGGGAAUGUGAUGCAGAUAUUCCCCAAGAGGUUCAGCGCCAAGGGCACUGCAUGGAUAUGGCUGAGCAGCUGAUAACUCAAACACCAGGACGUAAUUUCGAUAUUAUGAUGGGUGGUGGUAUGGGCAAAUUCCUGCCUCGGACUAUGGCAGAUGCCCAUGGACAUCCCGGGGAACGUUUGGAUGGCAAAAACUUGUUACAACUUUGGAAGGAAAUUCAUCCUGGCGGUGCUCUUGUCACCAAUCGUGAAGAGUUGUUGGAUUUAAACAUUACCCAGGUGACAAAAAUCAUGGGCAUCUUUGCCUCCAGACUGAUGAAUUAUCAUGUUGAGGCAAACUCAUCGCAAGAACCCACCCUAGCCGAAAUGACAGAGACGGCCUUAAAAUCUCUCAGUUUCAACGACAAGGGUUAUUUUCUGUUUGUUGAGGGAGGCCUCAUCGAUUAUGCCAAUCACAACAAUAAACCCUUUAUUGCUUUGGAUGAAACUUUGGAGCUGGAGAAAGCAAUUGAUGUGGCUUUAGGUUUAACAAAUCCAGAGGAAACUUUAAUUGUGGUAUCAUCGGAUCAUAGCCAUCCCAUGACUAUAGCUGGUUAUCCUGGUCGGGGUACAGAUAUUUUGGGUCUAAAUCAACACGAUGUCGACAGCAAUGGUGUGAAAUAUACCACGCUCACUUAUGCUGUUGGUCCCGAACAGUAUUUGGAUGAAAAUGGUCAGCGCAUUGAUUUGGAGGACAUUAUAAAGGAGGAUGCAAGUUUCACACAUCCCAGUCAGAUUCCUUCGUCGAUUGGUACCCAUGCCGGUGAUGAUGUUGGGAUAUUUGCUACUGGUCCACACUCACAUCUAUUCCGGGGAGUUAUGGAACAACAUACGAUACCACAUUUGAUGGCAUAUGCUGCAUGCAUCGGGGAUGGUCCAACUCUAUGUAGUGAUCAUUAAUUUCAAUUUUAAGUAACAGUAAGCACUGGAAGAAUAACAAUUUAAAGUGAAAAAUAAAAUUGUUUGAAAAAAAUGGAUUUUAAA
Molecule: messenger RNA, 1761 nt
Organism: Musca domestica (house fly)
Lineage: Eukaryota; Metazoa; Arthropoda; Insecta; Diptera; Muscidae
Product: membrane-bound alkaline phosphatase
Exons: 3
Coding region: 79-1677 (532 amino acids)
Biological process (GO): dephosphorylation
Molecular function (GO): alkaline phosphatase activity
Source: RefSeq, a predicted model, not a curated record